ACAACAAGCUUAACUCUAUGGACGUUUGUCCGUCCACUUCCAAAAAAUAAAUCUGGAUAUAGCCGUCUUUUCAAAAAUCAAUAUUGAAAAUAACCGCCAAAGAAACAAUAAGGCUUUAAUUAACAUCCGUUAGAGUGGAGGUCCAGUCUGUCGUACCCACUCCACCAAAAUAUCUCUUCAUUUUAUAGUUUACAUCACAGAAUAUUGCUUGCUUGCUGUACGUUCACGUUUCAUAAUAAGGUCAUGGUCCUUCUUUGAUAUUUCUCAACAUUCCAUCGGUGGCUUGCCACAACAAAAAAGAGUACCAUGAGCACAUAUCUAUUUUCGAUGAAAAUUCGAAAUGGAAAUGUUAUUAGCAAGACUUUUUCCUCUAUGUCAGUUCUCAUUACGAGACUUGUCAAAAUUAGUGACUGAUAUUUUUGAUAAAGUGAUAGUGAGCUUAAUCGAGUGCAUAUAUCCAGACUUUGAAGCUUAAUUUCGGUGUAAUUAUACAAACCAAAUUAUGUUGCAAGAAGUUGUGGAAGAUUAUGCUACUUAUUUAAAACUUGACGUAUGCAAUGGUUUUCAAAUUGUGCAAGAUGUUAUUGACAAUAUGUUGACGAGGUUAGAAGAACUAACAAGUGUACUACAGAUAAUAAGAGUAAAAAACAGUGAUUGUAAUUUAACUGUUACAGAAGAUGUCAGAAAAUAUCGAAACGAAAUAAAUGUACUCUCGAAAAAAAUCGCUACUGUUAAUGAUGUAGUUUUAAGAUUACAUUCCAAUGUAGAGAUACUAGAGAAACGAGUAGAAAAAGCAGAGUUUGAUUUUGGUAUACAUAACGACAACAAAUUGAAAAACUUAUUUAAACCAUUUUUAAAGCGCAAGGAACCUCUAAUUGCCAAAAAUACAUUAGAAAUGCCUGAGCGACUGCAAUUUGAAACAGUACUUGACAACUUUAAAAACUGAAUAUUGAAGAAAUUGGAACUCAAUAGUUACAUCAAGCAAGAGUUUAAA
Diatraea saccharalis (sugarcane borer) is the source of this 994-nucleotide messenger RNA. Lineage: Eukaryota; Metazoa; Arthropoda; Insecta; Lepidoptera; Crambidae. The record is from the annotation of a GenBank genome assembly.